UCCCUGCGUUGCUCUUCUAGAUAGAACUGGAGAAAAGCUGCUAUUCGGACCACGAAAUCCGCAAACAGGAGGAGGAGGAGCGUCUCAGGAGGAGGAAGGAAAGUGCCUACGAUGAGGACGAAGCACCCGGCAAAACGGUCAUCAUGGCUCAAGACCUGGAGGACAAGUGGGAACAGAAGUUCCUGCGAUUUAAAGCUGCUUCACGGAUAACAGAUGCUGAUAAAAACAACGAUCGAACAUCGCUGAACAGGAAGCUGGACAGAAACCUGAUGCUUCUGGUGAAACAGAAAGUUGGUGACCAGGAGCUGUGGCUUCUGCCUCAAGUGGAGUGGCAGCCUGGAGAGACUCUGCGAAGCACGGCCGAGCGAGCCAUGGCUGCAGUUUUGGGAGAUCACAUUCAAGCCAAAGUCCUGGGGAAUGCACCAUAUGGGAUUUACAAGUAUAAAUUCCCCAGGGCCAUCAGGACUGAGGAUAACGUAGGAGCCAAAGUAUUCUUCUUCAAAGCCUUCCUCCAGAGCAGUGACUUGUCCCAGGCAGAGCUGAAGGAGGACUACCUGUGGGUCACAAAGGACGAGCUGGGAGAGUACUUGAAGUCAGAAUACCUGAAAAAAGUCAAUCGAUUCCUUCUGGACUUGUAAGCAGUAGUCUGCUCCAGCAGAUGGGGAAGAUGUGGGAAGUGACUCCAGGGAGGAGCACAGCUGCUGCUCUGCAUGGUCUCUCUGUGUGUGAGAGGUUCACUUGGGCUCUGGAGGAUAAUUUGUCUUUGCCUUAUUUCCCAGUUCUUUUCACUGGGGCUGUACAGAAUAAAUAUUAAAACUUAGAGUGGGCAGUGAA
Messenger RNA from Merops nubicus (carmine bee-eater), 834 nucleotides. It is a transcript of the gene MRPL46, whose product is annotated as mitochondrial ribosomal protein L46. Gene Ontology annotation, molecular function: structural constituent of ribosome. Lineage: Eukaryota; Metazoa; Chordata; Aves; Coraciiformes; Meropidae. The record is from RefSeq and is a predicted model, not a curated record. The transcript has 3 exons. Gene Ontology annotation, cellular component: mitochondrial large ribosomal subunit. The annotation marks the transcript as partial.